AUGGAGUCUGAAGUUGCAUCCGGACGGGGGAUUGACUACAACGACGUCCUCAUCCAGAUGUCGACGAAUCUUACCAACGCCUUGAACACAUACGGGCCAUCAUCUGCUCAAUAUCAAACAGUGCUAGAAAUGCUCAAGGACUAUAUGCGCGAAAUUGACAGGGUCGGAAGACCGGAAACCCAAGAUCUAGACCCCAAUGUGCUCAGCAUUGCCAUGGGAUUCCUGGGUAUUGGGAAAUAA
Molecule: messenger RNA, 240 nt
Organism: Aspergillus nidulans FGSC A4
Lineage: Eukaryota; Fungi; Ascomycota; Eurotiomycetes; Eurotiales; Aspergillaceae
Exons: 2
Coding region: 1-240 (79 amino acids)
Source: RefSeq, a predicted model, not a curated record